This is a messenger RNA of Striga hermonthica, 1065 nucleotides long. The record is from the annotation of a GenBank genome assembly. Lineage: Eukaryota; Viridiplantae; Streptophyta; Magnoliopsida; Lamiales; Orobanchaceae.
AUGGAAUAUCAAGCACAAGAGCCAAAGACCGCCACCAAAGGCGAAAGCUACGAUGCCUAUUUCGAGACCGUACAACGCCGGAAAAAGCUGCCCCACAAUCUACAGGAGUCCCUAACCGCCUCUUUUGCCAGAAUUCCGGUUUCCUCCUUCCCUAAAGUCGCCGGCGGCAAAGUAAUUGAAAUCUAUGCCGACACGUUGAUAAGCGACGCCGUGAAAAUACUGUCGGAGUCGAACAUACUCUCGGCCCCGGUGGUGGAUCCCGACGCUCGGGACAGCAUGGACUGGCGGAGGAGGUACCUCGGGAUAGUCGACUACUCGGCCAUCAUCCUAUGGGUACUGCAGAACGCGUCGGUGGCCGCAGCCGCCCUGUCGGCGGUGUCGGCGGCGGCCGCGGGCAUCGGGACGGGCGCCGCCGGCGCGAUAGGGGCGGCGGCGUACAGGCUGCGUAACGUGCCCGUGAUCCAGACGGGUCGCCCGACAAUCGAGAACUUCAUAACUCAAUCGGCUGUUGUGCAGGGCCUUCAGGGGUGUAAAGGCAGGGACUGGUUCGACUGCAUUUCGCACCACUCGUUAGCUGAGCUCGGGCUGCCCUUUAUGUCUCCCGAUCAGGUUGUGGGCGUUAGGGAUGAUGAGUUAAUUCUUGAAGCGUUCAAGAAAAUGAAAGAGAGGGAAAUCGGAGGGCUUCCGGUUAUGGAAGGUGAGUCGAGGAAAAUCGUGGGCAACAUAAGCAUAAGGGAUAUUAGGUUCUUGAUGCUCAACCCCGAGCUCUUCUCGAAUUUCAGGGGAGUUACGGUGAAGGACUUCAUAAAGAUGGUUAGCUUGGCAACAAACGACACGGGGAGGACAGUGACACCGAUAACGUGCAAUCCUGAGUCAACACUUGGCAGCGUGAUAGACACUCUUGCUUCCAGAGGGGUCCACAGGAUCUACGUGGUCCGCGACACGGGCAACGAGGUUCUUGGCGUGAUCACACUCAGAGACGUGAUCUCGUGCUUCAUAAACGAGCCGAAAAAUUACUUCGACGACUAUUUCGGCUUCUCGGCUCAAGAGAUAUUGAGCCAGUGA